AUGGCGAACCAAGAGCUUGUAAAUGAUAUGAGACUGGAGGCUAAAAUUGAUGGCGAUCUCACCUAUCACUACACCUCGGAACCUGACUUCACUGGAAGAGCUGGUAGACAAAACAGGCAGAUAUGGAGAAGAGAUGAACUUCUUGGCCGAGGAGGUUUUGGCGAGGUUUGGCUUGAACGAAGUGUGCCAAGUCAAGGCCAAAACGAAUUACGAGCCGUCAAAAUUAUCCCCAGGCCAAGGGAAGACGAUUCUGAAGGUCUCCAUCUUUUGGAACAGGAGCUUCAAGCGAUCGCCAAGUUCUCACAACCAAAGUACAAAGAACUGUUCGUGGAGUCAAGGGGCUGGUUUGAGACAACCCAUUAUAUCUUCAUAGCAAUGGAAGCUAUUGAAUUGAGAGACCUGGGUAAGCAUUUGAAGGAACCUUUGUUGGAAGAUGAAGCACGGUGUAUAUCUUCGCAGCUUCUUCGGGGCCUUGUGAAUCUUCACAAAAAUAACUUUGUUCACCGAGAUCUCAACCCCAAUAAUAUCUUUGUCAAGUCUAUUGGCCCUGAUUGGUGGGUCAAAAUUGGUGAUUUCGGUCUCAGCAACCGAUAUCAUCGGGAUCUUGCCCUGAAAACGUUAUGUGGAACCCAGGAUUUCCGGGCGCCAGAAUUGGUGUUCAAAAAACCGUACACAAAUGCUGUGGAUGUGUGGUCGCUUGGCGUGACCAUAUAUUUCAUACUCUCCCUAGAGCUCCCGUUCAGAGAAUCGGGUUCCCGGUCCUUGAGUGUAUACACAUACGGGACUUCUGAAUUCCCAUAUGGGCCCCUGUCAUCACGUUCGAUCAGCCAGGAUGGCCAAAGGUUCAUUGAGUCACUGUUGAGAGUGGAUCCAACAACGCGGCCGCCUGCUAAGCAUGCCCUUACCGACGCGUGGUUGCGACGUUCAGUCUUCGAUUCGGGAUCCAAAGUCAAAGAGCUUACAAAGCUAGCUUCACGGCUUGAGUUGAACGAAGCCGGCCAAGUUUCUGUGCCAAAGGCCAAACAUGCAUCAUCUUCAAAACAAGAUGGAUUCUUAGCCUCCCUCACGUGGAGUCAGCUCGACGGGUCUUUACCGACCUCAUAUAUCCAACCAACCAGGUCAGGAAGACCGUCAGACGGCAAUCGCUCAAAGUUGCAGAGCUCGAGAACUCAUGGCAAAGAGAGGGAAGCCCCUGCCGAGGCUCAAUACGCGGCAUUCGUUCCCAAUGCCGACGAGGAUUUGAGUCGAUUGCAAGAAAGCCAUCAGGGAAAGGUGUACUUGAGCAAUAAUCGCUCAAGGAUGUUCCAUGACCACUCACAGAAGCAUUCUUUUGAUCAAGGAAAAGGCGGGAAAGCGGAAGAUAUACGCCGACAAGUGUCUGGUGGCCGCAGAGAUAUUCUCAGUCCAAACACCAACAGCCAUCCCCGAGCCCAGUCAGGACGAUCGUUACCCAAGCAUUGGCAGCCCGCUAUGUCUGAAGGCCCCGAUGAAGAGGGAAGCAUUUCGGACGAAGUUCAAAUCUUGGAUCAUGCAUCAACGUUUAGUCGAUACAACGAGAGUGAGGAGAAUCCCGGCCCAAAGUAUGGAGAUCCAUUCACGUCCCAUCAUUGCCAAGGACAUAAGUUUUGGGAUGAAAAGAAGUACACCGAAGCGGAGAAAGAAUAUCAAAAAGCCUACAAUGGUCGCAGAGACACUCUCGGUGCAAAUCAUCACGACACACUCAGAAGUCUUUCUUUCUUGGGUGACUGUCUCUUCAAGCAACACAAGGAUGUUCAAGCAGAGAAAGCAUAUCAAGACCUCCUGAAGGCACAAAAAAAAACGUUGGGCCCAAAGCAUAAAGAGACACUUAGGUCUUUUCAGUCCCUCGGCGAAACUCUCUAUCGCCGGUCCAAGUACCGCGAAGCAGAAAAGGCAUUUCGAAGUGCCUACGAGGGCUACAGAGACACAUUUGGUGGAAAUUAUCGAAAAACGCUCAGGUCUCUCCGUUGCUUAGGCGAUGCUCACUUCCACCAACACAAUGAUCACAAGGCGGAGAAAGCACAUCGACGGGUUUAUGAAGGCUACCGAGAAACUCUUGGUAGAGAUAACCAUAACACACAGCUGGCUCUACGCAUAUUACGUGAAAAUUAUCCUUACUCUCAACGAUGA
Messenger RNA from Penicillium brevicompactum, 2148 nucleotides. RefSeq names its product serine/threonine-protein kinase. The transcript is spliced from 3 exons. Gene Ontology annotation, biological process: protein phosphorylation. The record is from RefSeq and is a predicted model, not a curated record. Gene Ontology annotation, molecular function: protein binding; ATP binding; protein kinase activity. Lineage: Eukaryota; Fungi; Ascomycota; Eurotiomycetes; Eurotiales; Aspergillaceae. Bases 1 to 2148 code for a protein of 715 amino acids.